AUGUCAAAUACUCUCGAAGUGACAGUGGUGGGCGGAGUGGGGUUGUCGGACAAGGAGCUGUUCACGCGCCAGGACCCAUACGUCGUCCUCGAGUACGGCCAACAGCGCUUCCGCUCCAAGACAGACAUAGACGGCGGCACGAACCCCGCGUUCAACGCCACGUUCACGCUCUCGUUGCUGCCGGGUCUCAACGAGCUCUGCAUCGUCAUCUGGAACGAAAACGUGCUGCGCGAUAACGUCAUCGGCUCCUGCAGAAUAGCGCUGGAUAGGGUGCUGGCGACGGGCUUUGAGGACGGGUACUUCCCCGUGUACAACAAGCGACAGCAGCAGGCAGGCAGCCGCGAUGAUGCCUUGGAGGCCUCUGUGCUGACAGGGGGUGCUGCCUGCCACUCGGAGCCACUCAGACACCUCGCAUCUCCACUCCACCCCCUUUCAUCGGGCCCGCUUUCAUUAUUCCGCUCAAGCAACCUUCUCUCUGCUCCGUGUCUCCUCCUCUCCCCUCCCUUCUCCCCCCUUUCCGCUGAUCCCCCACUGCCUUUCCGUGCACCCGUGCAGCCAGCAUGGCUCCCUACGAGUCGUUCUCAAGUACCGCCCUCAGUAUUCCCCCUCGCCAUACCCCGCAUCAACCUACCCCCCACCGUACGCUGCUCAACCGCCCUACGGUGCUCCUCCUGCCGCCUACCCCCCAAGCUACCCGCCCCAGCAAUACCCACCGUCAUCCUACCCUCCACCUCAGUCAUACCCCUACGGCCAGUCUCCUUACCCUCCCUCGUACCCACCUGCACAAGGGGGGGCGUAUCCCUAUCGCUGAGCUUCUGUUUAGGGGGGGUACUUGCAUAG
This is a messenger RNA of Closterium sp. NIES-65, 840 nucleotides long. The record is from the annotation of a GenBank genome assembly. Lineage: Eukaryota; Viridiplantae; Streptophyta; Zygnematophyceae; Desmidiales; Closteriaceae.